AUGCGUCUGCCGUUUGACGCUGCUUAUCAUAACCCUGUGACUUUAUCAUGUGUUCGAGAAGAGAAGCUUGCGGUUUUAUUCAGUCACGACGAAGCAGGUUCAGAGGAGUUUGAGAUGUGGAUUACUACUAAGAUUGAGGCUGAAGAGGUGUCGCGGAGCAAGUUCUUGAGAGUGAUUAACCCUCUGAUUUCAUGUAAUUGUUUCUUCAUUGACGAGGAGAAGAAAGUCGCCAUGGGUUUUGACGAGGUACACUCCAAAACGUUUAACAUCGUUGGAGAGGCUGGAUGCUUUAAAAAGCUGGAACUCGAAGAAUGUUUAGGCAGAGACGUAGACUGGAUGACGAGUGCAUGCUCUUAUGUUCGAAGCCUAGUUAACGUCAAGCAACCUGCUGCAGUAGAAGGUAAAAGGAAGCAACAAAGCGAGUUUGAAAAGCAACGGUAUGAUCAAAACAUGGGGAGAAUUGUUGGACUUAAAAGCGUAGUAGGGUUUGGCAAGCUGUAA
Messenger RNA from Brassica rapa (field mustard), 501 nucleotides. RefSeq names its product F-box protein At2g38590. The record is from RefSeq and is a predicted model, not a curated record. NCBI's taxonomy places the organism in Eukaryota, Viridiplantae, Streptophyta, Magnoliopsida, Brassicales, Brassicaceae.